UGUGUUCGUCGGUCGCGGCACAACGUCGUUCUGCUGUCGUUCGUCUCGCAGCAAUUUUUACAGUUUCUCUACACUCUAGUUGCAUACAGUUUUGUGAAAUUGAAAAUUCAACACCUCAAAAAUUAGUAACACCACUCAACACGGGGGUGCGUUUGCGUAAUGCGCAGGGGGAAAAUUGUAUUACAUUACAGUUGAGUUGUCAGCGAAUAAAAAAACGCAAGUGUGGCGUAGUGGAGAGUGUGUGAUCGUUUUUCGAGCUAUCGAUAACGGAAUGCGGAAUGCCAAAAAGGCCAUUUAAAUCGUGAAAAGCAAAGCUAAAUGUGUGGCAAAAGUGUAAAUUUACAGUCAACCCGUGCCAAAAAUUAAAAGCGAAGGGCCCACUUGCCCCAUACUCGGUACUAGGUUUUUGUGGUGGUGCGUGUUGAAAUUGAUGAAAAUAUUUGUUUUUAAAUAGUGUGCUGAAAGUUUUGUGCGGAAGUGUGAUUUGAAAACAAAUUGAUUUACCUAGCCAGAACAAGCCAGUUUGGAGCAGUGUCGUUCGUGUAGCAUUAAACUUAAACGAACUCCAAUUGUCCGUCGGCAUAACAUACGUGCCGAGUGGUUUGAAGCAAAGCGAGUUUGUUAUUCAUGAAGUAAAAAAAAAUAACGUUCUCUUAAUCCAAAUUACAUUUCUGAUGUAUUUUGUCUGUAAAAACCAAGUGUUUGUGUGUACAGUUAAAUAACCAACCACCGACGGGUGUUUGAAAAUAAAUCAACACGAAUUAAAUUAAUGUGCUAAACUGCAAUACGAAGUUGAUAGUAAGCAAAAUAGCGAGAAAAAGUAAAAAAAAAACACGCAGCAAAGCUGCCUGCGAUGGAUAGUUUGCGUAUGUCAGGAAGCGAAGUUACCGACGGGAUGGUAUAAACGAUGACACUUCACUGUCAAUCAAAACGUCUUCUAGUAGUAACAAACGGUGCGCGGUUUGGUUGAGAGCAAGUGGAACCGUAUCCCACGGGGUAUUUGUGUAGACAGAGAAAGUUAAAGGUGUAGUUUCAAUUAAAGAUCUCCCCCAAACCGAAAAACGCUUAUCAAAAUGUCGGUCCAAGCGAAAAGGCAACACUGCUAUCUGUGCGAUCUACCGCGCAUGCCGUGGGCCAUGAUACACGACUUUUCCGAGGCUGUCUGUCGUGGGUGCGUCAACUAUGAGGGCGCGGACCGGAUCGAGCUCGUCCUGGACACGGCUCGCCAGAUGAAACGCAUCCAUUCGGCAGCCAGUGGUGGUGGUGCGGGCGGUGGCAGUGGCAGUAGCAGCGGUAAACGUGGCCACGAGAAUGGAGAACUGUCACACCGGUCGGUACCGACGGCCGCCGGGCCCCAUCAUUAUUCCGUCCGGACGGGCCCAACAUUGGUGGACUUCACGCCGAAGCACGAACCACACGACAUAGCCAGUGUGCGGGCCGGUGCCCGGAUGCAGCAGCAUAUUCCACCGCACCAUAUGGCCCCGCACGGUGCCGGCCGGCAGCAGGUUCCGCCGGCCCUGUCGGUGAAUCUGAAGCGACCACCGCCAGACGAUGACGAUCAUCAGAUGGAGGGUCCAACUGGGAGUGCGAAGCGUGGGAACGAAGAUCCGACCGUAGCCAUUCAGCGGCCACCGUUGACGCGUGGCGAAUCACUGCCGGCCGUACCGUUCGUGCCGGACCGUCAGCCCAGCUACAAGGAUAAGCAUCCCGUACGAACUGCAUCGUUCGAUACGGCCGCCUUCAAGGCACUUGACCAGAAGCAACAAAACGUGGGGAUUUUUGUGAACGCCCCAGUAAUGCCCCGAGUCUAUCCGAACGUGAUACCGAUAGCGCCCGCAUCGAUGGGGCCCGGUGGUGGGGGUGGCGGUGGUGGUGGUGGCGGAGGCGGCGGCGAUAGUACACCACCGGCACCGUCCGUCGCACCGUUGCAAAGUCCGAUGGCGAACCUAAUGUCGAUCACCGAAACCCUUCCGCCCGGCAGUCCCCGCAAUGGGCCAAGCCCACCGGGCCCACCGCCACCGCGGACAGCGUCCCGCGGCUCACAGCAUUCGCCGAACAGUUCCGGCUCAUCAAGUGGACGAAGAUCUUCCGGUUCGAGACAUGUGUCCAGUACGACGGUUACCUCGUCUGAAGCACAGCAACCGAACUCCUCGCUGCCGGGUAGCGGCGGUUCGACGACACCGAACGGUGGUAACGCCGGUGGUCCCAAUGGAGGCAAUGGUAACACACCGCCCGUAGCCAUGGGUCCACUCGGGCCGGGUCAACAAAUGUCCCAGCAAGUACCUCCACCACCGCCACAAUCACAGUCUCAAUCACAGGGUGGACCACCGGACGGUGUACCACCGGGAAUGGGUGGUAAUGCCGGUUCCGGUCCAAACCCUGCCGGACCCAAUGCAAGCCCUGCUCCUCCCGGCGCUGGCGGACCACCAGGCAGCGGUCCCGGCAAUGGUGCACCCGGUGGUGGAGCUGGCGGACCGGGCAGUGGUGGUCCGGGAGGUCUUCCACCACCACCCGGUUCGGCACCGAGUAAUGCACCGCCCGGUACGGGUGGGCCGGCACCGGCACCUGCACCAAAUCCAACGCUCAAAUGUACACUGUGCCAGGAAAGGCUUGAAGACACGCAUUUCGUACAGUGUCCUUCGGUUGGUCAUCACAAAUUCUGCUUCCCCUGCAGUCGGGAGAGCAUCAAGCGACAGGGCUCUGGCGCGGAAGUGUAUUGUCCGAGUGGGGAAAAGUGCCCGCUGGCCAACUCGACGAUACCGUGGGCAUUCAUGCAGGGUGAGAUUGCGACGAUCUUGGGCGAAGAGCUGAAGGUAAAGAAGGAGCGCGAAACGUAGAGAAGUCGGUACACCGUUGCCAACAGUGUCGCUGGCCCUGCGUGCACGGGAAGAUACACCACGAACACCACCUACACGACCACCGGUGGCAGUUGCAACAGUAAUAGCAGCAGUGGUUCAACGUCCAGCGCAACGUCCACGGUUGCCAUCGGGCCCGUUCCAUCGGUUUCGGUUGGCGAAUCCGGUGCAUAUUACACCCGGAUGUCCGUCGAUGGUUACGAUGAAGUGAAUGCGUCCGAAAACGACGAAGAGGAUGUGCGAGAGCGUGUCGGUAGAGUAUCGCCGAACGAGGAAUCUGAUCACCACCGAACGAUGGCAAACGUUUACGGUGGCGGAAGACGCGAUAACGAGCACACAGUGCAAUCGCAUCCGGUUGAUACUGCACCGCAGCAGCAACAGCAGCCACCAUGGGAAGCGGAUUUCUAUCAGCAAUCGCAACCUCAACCACCAUCGAUCCCACAGCAACAACGGUACGAUCGUCAGUUGCGAUCGCAUCGCCAUUUGCGGCAUCAUCAGCGUUGAAAGAGGUGAUCCCAAAACGUCACCGGUGUAUCCUGUUUUGAACUCGCCUACAAUACGAUGUUGUAUCGUGCACUUUUUGGUAGGGUGAACAGCGACAGUGAAAUGUUGGACAACGGAAUGUGGCGACAAGCGCGCAAUGUUGCAUUGUUUUGUCUUUUGCGAUUUAUAAAAACGCAGAGGAAACACCCAACAAAAACCCAUUUGUAGAUAGUUUUUUUUUUGGAGGAUAACCGCUCCGCUCCACAAGAAGUUUUGGCCGAUAGCGCCAUCAGCAGACGAAAGGAGCAGUAAUCUUUUUUUUUGUAGUUUUUAAUGUAUCAUUUUUAAUUGUGUACCUUGGCGUACUACUGGGAAGAAUCUGGGACGGGAAAAAAUUGGACACUAACCACAGUAGUGUGGGUUGCAUCCCGUUUUAGGAUUCACUGUACAUAGUUUUGCGCAUUGGCGGCAGAAAGAAACAGAAAUGAAGGAAUGGAUUCAAUUUCGCAUAAAGGAAUAAUAAGGAUAGGAAGCAGCACCGUAUUGAACUGUUUGGUAACAAUUAACGUUUACAAUCAGCGAGAGAUGAAAAUUUGAUGAUGAUAGAUUCUUUCGUAAGCGAUACAACAACCCUCUGAUGCAAGCAACCAAUACCAAAACCUUUUCCCAAGCAUCUUUUUUCGAUGGCAAUGUUUUGUUGCUCAAAACGGGAGGAAAAGAGGGAUUGGGUUUGGGCUUUUUCGUUGUUGGCUUCGUUCCUGCAAGAGUACAACGGUAUAUUUUUGAUUUUAAGCUAAAGAACGAUUGGAUUGUGUCAGUUUGUCUGAAAGGUUUGCAAUGAGAGCGGUUUUAAAGCUACAUUUAUGUGAAAUAGUGUACAGCACGAAUUGUUCAAGUUUUUAAAUAAUUUUGUUUUAAACUGUUUUUACUUGUGCGUGUAUGUGUGUUGCAUAGUGUCGUGCAGCAUCGUCCGUCUAGCGACUAUUUCGGUACUGUUGGUAAUUUAAAUUACGGUCAAACUAUGCCUGCAUGCGUGCAAACAUUAGAACUACGCACUGCAACGGAAGAGAGGAGUUUUCGGCUUCUCUUUGGAUGUGUAAAAGCUUUCGCGGUGAAGUUGGAGUUUGUGCAAAUAUAGUAUAAGCAACCCUUCGUUAUGUGUACCGUGAGCUUUUGCGCAGUGAACUCCAUCAUUUGAAGAAUCAUUGCCGUUUUGCUGCGUAAUGCCAUUUGGACGGAUUAGAGUACACAACGGAUGUAUGUGAAUGGCAUCCGGACGAGCAUGAUGGUUCCAUUUCGUUGUGUGCAUGUUUGGUUGUGUAGCAAGUUGUGCUCCGAAAUGAAGUAUUGCCAUGAAAGCGUAAUAAUGGCAGCGGAUGUUGCUAUUGAUGUACCUAGACCACACUCGAUCAGCGUAAGAAGGCUAAUAGUUUCCGUUUGGUAAAUAGAAGGCAAAGAAAAAACAAAAAUGGGUCCAGAACGCUUGGAAUCACAGAUGUACCGAGGAAGCAUACGGUACGCAGGAGCUAUAACUCGAUUUUUGAGAGUUUACUAUAAGUUGAGCAUGCUUCACUUGCAAUUUUAUAUACAUACGCAUAAGUACACAUGCAUUCUUUACAGAAUUUUGUACCAUUAAGGAAUGGCGCGAACAUGGAAAAGAAAACGAAAAGAAGCAACAAGGAAAGUGAAAUAUGGCAGAAAUGUUUUAAUUUUAUUAUGUACGUAUUUAUAACUGUAGUUGACGAAUUAACGUUUAUUUAAUGUUUUGAAUUCGCGUUGAAAGUGGUAAAACACAGACACACACACACACAUUUUCCUUAAAAGAAGCAACCCCCGCCCCCCUCUCCCCUCAGUAACUGUACAUACGCGUCAAUAUGAUCGCAAGAAAGAAGGAAGUUAGUAUGUAAGUUCAGUGUAAGUUGUAUUUCUUUAAAAUAACCACUUUGUAAUGUACUGUUUUUUUUAACUAUUAGUUACACUUUUCGAUUCUAUUGAGAAGAGAAUUCAAUUUGCAUUAUGACGAAACACAAGCAAGGGUUUGGAAAGAGAGGAGGAAUAAUGGUAACGAUCGUUUGUUAGUGAUCGUGAUCGAAAAUGAGCAAAAGCGAAAAUGAGACGACGGAUUAAUGGAAUACAAAUAUUUGCAAAUACAGUGAAAAUUAAUUAUUUUCUUCUGAAAA
Molecule: messenger RNA, 5518 nt
Organism: Anopheles funestus (African malaria mosquito)
Lineage: Eukaryota; Metazoa; Arthropoda; Insecta; Diptera; Culicidae
Product: interferon regulatory factor 2-binding protein-like A
Exons: 5
Coding region: 1074-2837 (587 amino acids)
Biological process (GO): regulation of transcription by RNA polymerase II
Cellular component (GO): nucleus
Molecular function (GO): transcription corepressor activity
Source: RefSeq, a predicted model, not a curated record